Messenger RNA from Cercopithifilaria johnstoni, 2367 nucleotides. The record is from the annotation of a GenBank genome assembly. Lineage: Eukaryota; Metazoa; Nematoda; Chromadorea; Rhabditida; Onchocercidae.
AUGCAUGCAACAUGCACUACGUUUCUGUGGCAAGCAGUAAAAGCUAAAGAAACAAAUGGGGAUUGCUUUGAUCCGGAAAGAGGCAAUUAUUAUAGUCCUAAAUUUCGCUUUUGCGUAUAUGCGAUUAAUUACGAAUUAAAUGAUGGCGUCUUUACUUUUGACGAUAAAUUAUAUUUUAAUAACGCUCAAUUAUAUAAUGAUAGCGAUAUAACGAUAGAUGAAUUUGAAAUAGCAGCAAAACCUUUAUGUGAUGCAAUUACAGAUAUUAAUGCAACAUAUUACUAUGGCGCUUGGGUUAAAACGAAAAUGGACACUUACAAAGAUAUGUUUAUGGGAUGUUGUAUAUUUUGCCAGGCGUUAAGUAGAAUCGAUUGGCUUAUCACAUUAAAAAUUCAAAUAAUAAAUCUAUCGAAAUUUGCUCUACUACGAAAAGAUAUGCUAAUAUAUCGAAAAAAAAUGCUUCAUUCUUUUUAUGAUACGAUCUAUAUAUCGGGUGGUUUUGCUAGAAUUCCGGCAUGUGAAUCAUCAAACUAUAACCUUAUUCCUGUGUUACUUCGAAAUCGUGUUGGAUUCGCAAGUGCUUUCGAAAGAUCAACUUGGGAAAGUUUACUGUUACGUGCCAUUGCACCACCACGUCAAAAGAAUCCUGCGUACAUAGGACAAUACACGUCCGCUAUUGCUAACAAAUACAAACGAAACCAUUGCCUAAAUUCAUAUACAUUUAUACCUUACAGCGUAUGCCAUAUAUACGUGUUAUUGUCGAAACAUUAUGGCUAUGAAUGUUGUUGCUACGGUAGCAAAAUUCCACUUUGUCAAGAACGGAUAAGGAAUACAAUAAUAACUGGUGCAAGUGCUGGCCUUCAAAGAGCAAAAAAAGCUUGUGUUAUUGAUAAGGAUAGUGUUAAUUAUCAAUCAGAGAUCAAUUUUAAUACUGAUGGGAUAGAAUACAAAGGCGAUGUAUUCGAUUUAAUGAAUGAUAUGGAACAAAAUAAUUUGAACAGUAUGAAUGAUUAUGAGAUAAAAGAAAUGAGUUAUUAUACAGAUUUAAUUAAUGUAAGCUUAAAUGCUACCAACUUAUUCGAAUGUAUGGAUUUCAGUAGUUGGGAUUCUCGAGAGCAUGAUAUCUUGCAAUUUAUUUGCGCGCAACUUUUGCCAUUGGAUGCACAAUGUCCAUUUAGUAGUUCUAAAAUUUUCAAGCAACAUCAGCAUAUUAUGUGUUGUUGUGGUCAUCGGUCAUUUUGCAACUAUAAUCCUGAUAUUAUAAAACGUGCAUCUACAAAAUCAAUUCCUAAUUUAUGUGAAUAUAACAACGAAUAUCAGUAUUUUUUACAUGAUUAUUUUUAUCCCACUCAACCGGAUGUUAAUCAUACAUGUUUAUUGCAUUUCGUUUCCGGAAAUGCUCUAAAUGAUAUGAAUAAUUUUUUCCCACAAGAAGAUUCUAUCGUUUAUUUUUUACCCGGUUCUGCUAUACAACCAAUUGAUUUCUCAUACGCAUUAUUAGAACCUAACAAAUGUGACUAUCUCGAUGUUAACUUGAAGGAUGAUUAUCUUCGAACUCGUUAUUGCUAUGGAUCAACCAAAUUUCUGAAAUAUUUCGAAACGGAAUUCAUGCCGAUGAGAUUAUUUGCAUGUCGAUGUCAAACAGCUCCUGGUGAUAAUGUACCCUGUGAUAGCAUGCUGAAGCAUAAUAUCGCUAAAAAAGCUAAAAAUUCAGAUCGAAAGUAUUAUUGUGCUACAUAUAAUCGUCAGCAUUCAGUGAAAUUCAAUCAAAGACCAAAAUUUGAAGUAAAUGAUUUAUCAUCAUAUUGUGUAACAAUAUUGGAUUUCAAAGUCAUUGGUGACAAAAUUUAUUAUACAUUUAAUGGACAUAUUGCACGUAGAACACUUAUAAAUAAAGUGAAAUUUCGAUUAGCAAUGAUUCCAUAUACGAUGUACACAUUGUCAGGUGAUGCAACACAACUAUGCAUGCAUCUUGUGAAAGGUGAAAUGAUUUUGUGCAUUUGUCGCAAUGACUAUACAAAUCGAGAACCUUGCAAUUUGAAUCCUUAUGAGAAAGGAAGAGCUUUACAACUUGCCCUCCAUGAAACAAGCUUAUCUAAAAGUAGAAAACUGUUUCCAAAUGGACUUGCAGCGUAUACGACGUCAAAAAAGCCUAAAUUUUGUCACAGUGAAAGCAUUUUCAGUACUAUCAUUACUAAUGGUCGAGAUCUUCUCUGCGCCGAAAAAAUGUUACAGGAGGAAUGUGGUAUAAUGUCAGAAUCAGAUUUAAUGAGUGGUAUCAAUAAUGAAAUGAUCGUUUGUUGCUGUGGUGAUAAUUGUGAUUCAGUUGGUUCACAGUUGCAUGAAUUGACAUAUAAUUAUCAAUGA